Messenger RNA from Podarcis raffonei (Aeolian wall lizard), 1909 nucleotides. RefSeq lists its product as uncharacterized. The coding region runs from base 634 to 1533 and encodes 299 amino acids. The record is from RefSeq and is a predicted model, not a curated record. NCBI's taxonomy places the organism in Eukaryota, Metazoa, Chordata, Lepidosauria, Squamata, Lacertidae. The transcript is spliced from 6 exons.
CAUGACUUACCUCACAGGAGCCUACACAACACAAAAAACUGUUGUUGCAUGUAGGUUUUAUUUUAUUUGUUUUUUAUCUUAUAUUUUGGAAAUGUGCAUCCAGUUUUUCCCCCUUUAAUUUUUUUGGGGGCCCCCAAGAGAAUGGGGUCCUAAGCUAUAGCUUGUUUAGCUUAUACGUAAAUCCGGUACUGACUGCGUCCAAGCCCUGGAACCGAUCCACAUUCAGCAAAUGACUACAGUGGUACCUCGGGUUAAGUACUUAAUUCGUUCCGGAGGUCCGUUCUUAACCUGAAACUGUUCUUAACCUGAAGCACCACUUUAGCUAAUGGGGCCUCCCGCUGCUGCCGCGCCGCCAGAGCCCUAUUUCUGUUCUCAUCCUGAAGCAAAGUUCUUAACCUGAAGCACUAUUUCUUUAUUAGCGGAGUGUGUAACCUGAAGCGUAUGUAACCCGAGGUACCACUGUACUUGUGAAGCCACACUGUUAUUCUGUUCAGCCACCUGGUCUCAAACUGUACCACCCACGCAGAGGCUGGGUUUCUUCACAAAGGAAAUGGGGUCAGGAUGAUCUCAGACCCUUUUUCUCAAGGUUGCCGUUUCAAACGCUGGCUCGGGCGCAGCUGACGACUUUGGGGGAUGCAGUUCCCGCAGUGCCUCGUUUUGAUCUGCACAGCAGUAUUACCAGUCCAGUUACUCUUACUGUACCAGACGGAGCCGUUCCAUUUUGUGGAUACCGGGAGCCCAGCCCAACUUGAGUGCUUUUCUACAGAAAGCGUGGAAGACAAAGGCUUGUCCUUCAGCUGGUAUAAAAGGAGAGAGGAUGGCAUACCCCUUUUAAUUAAAAAAUGCUCAGGGAAGGAAGAUGGAGGCAGGUUUGCUUGCAAGGCAGAAGGAAAAAAUCUGGUCUUGGCCAUCACCCUGGUCCAAAAGGAAGAUUCUGGCCUGUAUAUGUGCGCAAAGAGAAAUCCCACCUUGACUUUCAGCAAUGGGUCCUCACUGGUUGUUGGAGAUAGCUACACCCAGAGCACCUGGGUGACGCUUUUGCAGCCUGCUCCACGUGAAGCAUCUCAAAUCUUGCAGAGCAACGAAAUGGCUUGUGUGGUCCACGGCGCUUCCAGCUUCGUCCAAGUGUCCUGGGACGUUCCUGGACAUCUCCGUCCAGAGACGCUGCUGAUGAGAAGCAACCGCAGUUCUUGGACGUUCGUCAGUGUCCUUCACGUCCCCCUGGAUUUGAACGCGAGUACCGCGAAUUUCACCUGUGAGGUCAGGUUCAACUCCUCAGGCACCGCUGUCAGGAUGAACGCCGAAUUCCCUGUGGCUCCCUCUGCAGUCGUAGACAACAAAUGUCUCAGCUUCUCAGUGUCCUUGUCUCUCCUGGCUGUUCUGACACUGCUGAUGCUUCUCUUAAGCUUCCUUCGGAUUCGACGCAGCCGCUCCAGGCUAGGAUCCCAAUACCAGGACUCUGAACCUUCAUCUUCAGAGGUAAUAAAGGAAGGCGCUUGCUAUGCCCAGCUAAAUCUUGCUUCGAGGACCUAAGAAAAGAACGAGGCAGCGAGUAUCAGAAGUGGCGGGGGGCUGGGAUCAAAAGACUCUGACAUGCUGUGGCAGCUUUUUGGAUUCUGAUCUGCGAGGCUGGGAGGAUAGAAAUGUCGGGGUCUCCGCUCGGCCAAGCUGAUAAAGCUCAUCUUCCGGAAUCGCCCUCCCGACGAAUAAUUAACAACCUGAGCCUUUGAUGAGGCUCCAAGGCACAUUCCCCCAUACAGCAGAGUUUCCAGCAGCAUGUGAAAGUGAUGAGAUUUAUGGCUACAUUGCAAAGGGUUUUAUUUCUCGCUCCGCAGACAGAAAAGACACCCUCUCUCUGUGAAAGCAGAGAGCAACCGAAACAACAAACGAACAGGAAACCACUAACGUC